UGUGUCGUCAAGCGUAUUAGAAAUCACAAGUACUACCGUAGAAGUCGAUGAUCAUCAUGCUAUCUUUUCACUGUUGCUCGUUGUAUGAGUAAAUGUUGAAAGAGUGAAUGAGUGAGUCAUUGUGUAAAUGUUGUGAGUCGUUUUAUGAUCAAGAUGAAACAUGUUAGAAGAACAAAAUGACGUUGCAUGGAGCUAGGUUCUUCGGUAUGAAGUUUCGGACGAAGAAGAGGCACCACUGCUAUUAAGGUCAGGUUUUAUCCAUCUUCGUCGGCAUCUUGGUACAACCCUUUUCCCUUGUAUUUCAUGGAAAAGGGGUCGAGAUGAGGGGACCGAGAUGAAUAAGCCCUGCCUCUAAUAUUAGUAGUGGCUGCUUCUACAGGUACCGCCGGGUGACGAGGACGUGGGGACAACCUUUUGCGCAGGCAUGUUGAGAUGUUGUAUUACGUACAGGAGAAACAUCAAGCGAAUUUUUCGUCAAAAAUGAGGAUUGAAAGAACAAUAGUACUAAUUUUUCAUGACCCUAAUGAAGUUCUGUCAUGAAGUAAAGUAGUAGAAUCUUAGGGAUGAAGAUUUGGGCUUUUCUACCAAGGGAUCGCAUCUCACUCAUAUUCUUUCGUAGAGAUGAGGACCUGUCAUCUAUGAAAGGCAGUAAUAAGAUUUGUGGCUCACGACGAGUCAGUUAGAGUCUUCAAGAUGAACAUCAAAAGACUCAUAUUGAUAUUGUAAUACAAGCUCUAUUAUAAGUCAAAGUCUAAUAUUAGGUGACUGCGGCGAACAGCACCAACCACCUAGUAGACUUGCACUUCGACCACCUAUAAUGAAGCUCUAAGCGAAUGCUAAGACAUCAGAGAAGGGACAACGACCACUAAGAGGCUGCAAGAACUUCAUCAUCAAGUCCACCGAGUGUGCCAAUACAUAGUUGACAUCGAGAUCACAGCGACUAGCUACGACUACGCUCGAUCGACUGCAGCAGCGGCAAGUGGAGUAGUCAACUUCAAUCUAAAUCCAUACAUACACUCACUACAACGACCUAACCUUAGGCCCGAAACCCGUCUACAACUUGCCUUCCAAGAAGCUGAGUCGGGCGGUCCAGUUCUUGAUCGCGAGAAAGUAGCGCCUCUGGAGGAUUUCUACAGGAUGAACAUCUUUCGCUUCUUCGGAGAUAUGCUCCACCUGGCGAGCAUUCUCCUUUUUUAAGGCUACUUCUUCUUACUGUAGUCCCAUGUUGUGUGGGGAAUGUUAGGCAAGUUGCCAAAUAGAUUCGAGUCGUCAGAUAGUGAAAGACAACUACCUUUGCUCUAACCUGUGCUAUGGAAAAUCAACAAAAAUAAGAGCUGCGUUGGAGUCAGCUGUCGGAUGCAGGAGGUUUACUUAAGGCAAAAGGUUGAUACUACACGUACUUCUUGUGGUCUGUCACAACUAUCUAUCAGAUACGACUAUCUAUGGAUACACUGAAAAAACUCGAAAUCAGCGCCAGCGGCUCCAAAAACGGUCUCAGCAUAGGUAAGUUGGUGAUUCUGUGGAGAAUAAAAAAGGACGACUUCUAUAAUUAUUGAAGAGAUAUUUAUAACGUCUUAUGCAUAAAGAAAAUUGACUAGUUUACUUCCCUUCGACUAUAUCCCUUCCAGCAACGUCUUUGGCCUACUUCCACUUCCUCGGUCAAAGUCACAACUUUUGAAUAAAGUCUUGUCGCCACUACUUCUACUAGCUUUUUUCUAGUUAGGCUGGCUCCACCACUACUAUCAAAUAAAGUCUUGGCUUCGCUUAAAGCGAAGCCAACUACGGCAUACAUUCAUCUACGGCAUACAUUCAUCUACGGCAUACAACGAACGGCAUACAUUCAUCUCUGGGCGAGGUGGUGAAAGAGAGUGUUGUCAUUUGAAUGAGUUGCAAUCAUUCGUACCCCUGGAAUGGGUUUACUACUACUACUGCUAUCAUCUAGAAGAUCCACUAGGCUAGAGUUACUUACUAAAUGCGAUACCAUGAUGAUGUACUCAUCUAAUUUCCCUCAUCGUUUUCUGCUGCCGAUAUCUGGACCUGCUAUACGAGUUCAUAUCGAUCUACAACAGCGCGAUGAAAAUUUUCUUUAUGAAGAAUAGAGGAGAAAACUUCGUAGACUAAAUAGAAGGACUUCUUACCCCCUACAUACUAGUACAGGCAUUUUAUAGCGCUCCCGAAUGAAUUCUCCAAUCUCGUGGCCCUCGUCUUUCCUUUUAUUAUUAGAGUAGGACUCAGUAUGUUCUUUUGCGCUGUUCUCAUUCGCCUCAAAGCUUAUCACCUAUCUACAAGAAAGGCAACUCAAUCAAAGGAUUCGCUCAUUGAUGAGUGGCUCGCGGGGUACAGCGAGUCCUCCUCUUGUUCGGAUGGGUUGGAGCAGGUGGGCGGGCUACUACGCUCACGGGCGGGUAGCGAGGUACUGCGCGCUGAGUCGUUGCGUUUUGGCGCUAUAUUUGGCGUGGGAUUGCAGCUCUGGCAAUGGUGGUGAUUCAAUGCUCAGUAGGGUGCACUGGAGAACUUCCGCUGCAAUAGACUAGGCGCCCAAUUUAAUUUCAAUCAGUGAGCGAGAAUCCUCUGAUUGAGUGGUAUAUAAAAAAAGCACUCCAGAGCCAGAGGAGCGCGAGCGCUAAACUGCUCAUCUUGUCGACGGGGUAUAUGGUGUAUUUAAUGCGGUUUAAGCCACCGAUUAACCAGACCUACGAUCGCAGUGUCGACAGCUUCAAGUAUGAGCUCUACUUUCUGGUGCCAUGCGUAAUUUUAUGCGAAAAGACUAAUUAGAUAAAGAUACUGGCUGAGUAACGAUACUAAGUAGAUAAAACAAAUGCGGCUGUAAUUGUAAACAAUCAUAAUCAUGAAGACCGACGUCACCUGGUGGAGCACCUGACUCCAUGCGCAGAAAAGGCGAUAAAACUCACCGCUCUAAAGCAGGGGCUAUAGCUGAGGUUGACCACUGACAUUGUCUUCUAAUCUUUUUAUGCUUAGGUGGGCCCCAACCUAUCCUCUAAUCUUUUUAGGCUGCAUAACGUGCGCGGAGCUAGUACCGACAGAAAUAUUAUGGGCGAGCUCCAUUUUCCUCGAGGCAGUGGCAAUAACUCCGCAGCUCGUGCUAUUGGCGAAAAUGCGAGAAGUACAACGUUAUACUUUUAUCACUUAGAGACUACUUGUCAAGAGCCACAGCUCAGUUAGAAGUAGCUUCUCUCGACAUUCCUACUUUACUAGAAAACAAGAACAUCUUUUUUUGAGUAGUUCUAAGGCAGUUCACGAGAUUGAUUACAUCCUUGCAGGUCAGAGACAACUAGGUGGAAGUAAGUUGUUCAGUCAGCUCCUUGCAAAUCAAAGGUUCAGUUACCUCCUUGCAAAUCAAGUAAAUUUUUCAGUCAACUAGGCGGAUUACCUUCUUGCAAAUCAAAGGUGGAAGUAAAUUGUUCAGUCCACUCUUGUUCAAGCAAAUGAAUCAAGGCGAAUGAUAACCUCCUGACCUCACAUUUCGUUGAAAUGAACAAUCAAGGUAGAAAACCUGACCUCGCAUUUCGUUGCAGCCAUGGGACUUUAUAGGACUUUCUAUAUCCUCAACUGGAUUUACAAGUAUCUGGUCGACAAAACCUACGAUCCAAUAGCGAUACUUGGCGGUAAUCUUCUUUGGUUUUUUGGCAAUUUAUAUAUACUCUGGGUGAGUCGAUGCCUCGAGCGAUACUUGGUGGUCCACUUCUAUGGUUUUUUGGCAAUUCAUUUUUUUAUAGAGGUGUAACUGACAUAGAUACGCCGCCCAGAGCCGGCACAUUCAUUCACUUACUCAUAGAUUGGGUAGGCUUAGGCUGCUCGUAAUCUUUGCAUUGUUCUUUCCGCUGCUUCAAAGCUUAUUCAUCUGACUCAAACGGCGGCGUUGACAACAUCUAUUCACCUUGAUGUGCAUUUUCUUCAGGUAUCGUCCAGACGGUGUUAUAUUGUGACUUCUUUUACUACUAUGCCAUGAGCAAGUGGUAUGGGAAUCGGCUGGUGCUGCCAAUGGCUACGUAGAAGCUACACAGAAGACUCUUAUGAUUGGCUGUUGAUGUUAUGUUUUUCAGCAAGCUAUAGUACUUUAACAACUACUAAAAACGAUAAUUAUAAUGGUCUGAUGUCUGUCACCUCUUGGAUUAGAGGCACCCGCAUAUAUUAUGUCUACCAAGAAUAAAGUAAGUACGUCGUCGUCGUGUACUAUUUUAAUCAACAUCCAGAUCCAUGAUCAGUGGCUAAAAGGUGCUAUAAUAUUACGGCUUCAACAAGUGGCGGGUGGUGGGACUCGGGUGCGGAUUUUCACUUGGACAAGGCGGGGCGUCGCUGCUGAGAGGGGGCUGUUUGAUGCGCGACGAUGAUCAGCAUGGUGACGAUAGAGCUCCUGAUUCUACUUCUGGCUAGGGAAGCUGCAACAUCUUUGCUCGUCGUGAUUUAGGUAAGGUCUUGUAGUUGUUUCUGUGUCUUGAGGACUUCGUUCUGAUUAUAGUGGUUGGAUCCACGUGUUCUCCAUCUUCGUCAGGUACAAGAAAGAAGUAUUAUGUAGUUCCAACUGGUUGAAAAAGUAUAAAAGUCAGGAUAUGGAGGAUUUCGCUGUGGUAGUAUAUGGAGGCGUAGGAAUAUUUGAGGCUCAACGUGAUGCCAUAUACUUGCAAGCGGAGUACUUGUUGAGCUUGAGUUGUUUGCUUUGUAACUUUGUCGAAAUGGAAGGAAACUGCUUCUACCACGAAUACUAUAUGUAAAAAUUAUAAACUUCAAACUUCAGCAAGAUCUUCAUACUUCUCUACGACGUCUACUCGGCUGCUCUCUAGUACGUCUACAGCAGCCCUCUCGCAGGCCUAGGGGAAAGAAUCGUCAGCAUCCAUGUGGCAAGGAACUGCAUGAGAUUCGACGCAGAUACUAGUGACUUCCCCUGUAUAUGGACUGAGUAUU
Amoebophrya sp. A25 is the source of this 4923-nucleotide messenger RNA. Lineage: Eukaryota; Dinophyceae; Syndiniales; Amoebophryaceae. The record is from the annotation of a GenBank genome assembly.